GUGGAAGACUGAUACUUGGGACAUCCAAUGGAGGCCUGAGAGGUCAGGGGCGGGGCUAGCUCCAGGGGGGGCCCCAGGAGCCCCAACAGUAGUUCAGAGCAUGCGGUGUCCUGGAAGAAGCUACAAGCGGCUUGAAAUGAGAUGAGAUGUUCCUCCCUCCCCUUUCAACCAUGGACCUCACAUUGUGGCCUUUCUCUUACAGCCUCUGAGAUUGGUACCUAAGCAAGGCACAAUGUCCCUGCCCCCCAUAAGACUGCCCAGCCCCUAUGGCUCUGAUCGGCUGGUACAGCUAGCAGCCAGGCUCCGGCCAGCACUAUGUGAUACACUGAUCACCGUAGGAAGCCAGCAGUUCCCUGCCCACAGCCUGGUGCUAGCAGGUGUCAGCCAGCAGCUGGGCCGCAGGGGCCAGUGGGCUCUGGGAGAAGGCAUCAGCCCUUCUACCUUUGCCCAGCUCCUGCACUUUGUGUAUGGGGAGAGUGUAGAGCUGCAGCCUGGGGAGCUAAGGCCCCUUGAGGAGGCGGCCAGGGCCUUGGGAGUGCAGUCCCUGGAAGAGGCAUGCUGGAGGGCUCGAGCGGACAGGGCUAAAGAGCCAGAUCCAGUCCUGAAGAAACAUCAGGAGGAGCCAGAGAAACCCUCGAGGAAUCCUGACAGAGAACUGGGGGACCCUGGAGAGAAGCAGAAACCAGAGCAGGUUUCUAGAACUGGUGGGAGAGAACAGGAGAUGUUGCACAAACACUUGCCACCAAGAGGCAGCCCGGAGAUGGCAGGAGCAACGCAGGAGGCUCAGUGGGAACAGACCAGGUCAAAGGAGAAACGCCUCCAAGCCCCUGUUGGCCAAAAGGGAGCAGAUGGGAAGAAUGGAGUGCUCAUGUGGUUGAGGGAGAAUCCAGGGGGCUCUGAGGAAAGUCUGCGCGAGCUCCCUGGCCCCCUUCCCCCAGCAGGCUCCCUGCAAAACAGUGUCAUCCCCAGGCCCUCGUGGGCUGAGGCCCCUUGGUUGGUGGGGGGCCAGCCUGCCCUGUGGAGCAUCCUGCUGAUGCCGCCCGGAUAUGGCAUUCCUUUCUACCAUAGCACUCCCACCACUGGAGCCUGGCAGGAGGUCUGGCGGGACCAGAGGAUCCCACUGUCCCUUAAUGCCCCCAAAGGGCUCUGGAGUCAGAACCAGUUGGCCUCCUCCAGCCCCACCCCAGGUUCCCUCCCCAAAGGCCCCGCACAGCUCAGCCCUGGGGAGAUGGAAGAUUCUGAUCAGGGGCACACAGGUGCACUUGCAACCUGUGCGGGUCAUGAGGACAAGGCAGGCUGUUCAUCUCGCCCGCACCCUCCCCCGGCCCCUCCUGCUCGGUCUCGGCCCUAUGCGUGCUCUGUCUGUGGAAAGAGGUUUUCACUCAAGCAUCAAAUGGAGACGCACUACCGAGUCCACACAGCCUCCCCUUCCGACCGCUCUAGGAGAGAAGCCCUUCUCCUGUAGCCUUUGUCCUCAGCGCUCCCGGGACUUCUCGGCCAUGACCAAGCAUCUGCGGACCCACGGGGCCGCUCCGUACCGCUGCCCCCUGUGCGGGGCCGGCUGUCCCAGCGUGGCCUCCAUGCAGGCGCACAUGCGCGGUCACUCGCCCAGCCAACUCCCGCCAGGAUGGACCAUCCGCUCCACCUUCCUCUACUCCUCCUCGAGGCCGUCUCGGCCCUCGACCUCUCCCUGUUGUCCUUCUUCCUCCACCACCUGACGGGGUGUCGGUAGCGUCUUAGCUAAGAGUCCAAUUAAAGAACGAAAAGCGGGUAGGCUCGGCUUCUGACCUGGCACCGCUGCUACGGCGGCCUAGCAAAUUCUGCCCCAGAGAGGGCACCGAGUGCCCUCUCCUGGACGAUCGCGGGUCGCAGAAGCCCAGGCCAGCGAGUCCUACAGGGUGAGGACACUGAAGUGUGCAGGAGCGAAGGUUAACAGUAGGGGGGAUUGUCGAUCUCAUCACCAUAAUAAAGAGUUUCCUGUGCUCUCCCUUCA
This is a messenger RNA of Piliocolobus tephrosceles (Ugandan red Colobus), 1993 nucleotides long. It is a transcript of the gene ZBTB32, whose product is annotated as zinc finger and BTB domain containing 32. Gene Ontology annotation, biological process: regulation of transcription by RNA polymerase II. The transcript has 6 exons. Lineage: Eukaryota; Metazoa; Chordata; Mammalia; Primates; Cercopithecidae. The record is from RefSeq and is a predicted model, not a curated record. Gene Ontology annotation, cellular component: nucleus. Gene Ontology annotation, molecular function: RNA polymerase II cis-regulatory region sequence-specific DNA binding; protein binding; DNA-binding transcription factor activity, RNA polymerase II-specific. The coding region runs from base 233 to 1465 and encodes 410 amino acids.